This is a messenger RNA of Aethina tumida (small hive beetle), 573 nucleotides long. RefSeq lists its product as uncharacterized. Bases 19 to 540 code for a protein of 173 amino acids. Lineage: Eukaryota; Metazoa; Arthropoda; Insecta; Coleoptera; Nitidulidae. The transcript is spliced from 3 exons. Gene Ontology annotation, biological process: defense response. The record is from RefSeq and is a predicted model, not a curated record. Gene Ontology annotation, cellular component: extracellular region.
ACAAAAGUAUCCGACAAAAUGAUAUCUCAGAUUUUUACAAUUCUCUUGGUGGUUUCAGCCACUUUUGCUAAACAAGUGGUGGUACAAAACAAGGCAAAUUCUAUUUUACAAGUUUCAGUUACUGGACAAGAUGAUAUUACUCUACUUCCAAAAACUAUAGUAAAUCUGGAAUUGGAUUCCACAUGGUCUGGCUCAAUUUCCGCAUGCAAUGAUGUUUGUGAUGGACCUAGAUCUUCUGCAGUAUUAAAUCUUGGUACUGAUCAAGAUCAGUAUGCUGUAUCUUUGGUUGAUGGAUUUAAUUUACCAAUUAAGGUUAUUCCAAUUAACUCCAAAGGUUGCAAUGCAGCUGUUUGUGGCGCCAACAUAAACAAGUUAUGUCCUGCAGAAAAUCAAGUGGUGAAUUCGUUGGGUGUAGUCAGGGCGUGCAAAAAUUCUCCACUCUUAUUCCAGUCUUUGUGUCCUAAAGCUGUUGUGACUUUAGGAGAUCAGCUUGAUGUACAAACUUGCAAUGCUUUAUCUUACAAAGUUAUUCUUGGUUAGUUGAUUCAAAUAAAUUAUAGUUAUGUGCAUUUA